AUGUCGAGUCCAGAAAUGGAACUCAAGAYCCGAGAGUUCCAUGGUGAUAGGAUCGACAUUUCGUCGUAUGGUCAUCAGCAAGUUGAUAGAUUCGCAGUUUURUUGGACUUGUGGACCAAUGAAGCAGCCUACCUGGAAAAUAAGAGACAGUUGAUUGAUUGUUACUACGAAGGUUAUCAACACGUUUUUGAUACCAACGARAAAACCAAGCUCGCUCAGGUGAUCACAAAUGUCAUGUCCAUGCGCCCCCGGUUUGAUUUCACAGCGGAUUACUUCGUACGUAUCUACCGUGCGGAAUGCCUGAACCUGAGACUCUACUGCAACCUUAUCAAGACAAUACUGGACCAACAGAUUGCAGAAGARCGAGAAUAUUUACAAAAAGUAUGUCGUAAAGGGAACAAGGGGUUUGGGCUUCCUCUGCGUGUGAUUCCACAGCAGCUUAUCGCCGUCAACAUCAGCAGGCCCGCACUACAAUAUAUCUACAUGCUGGAGUUUCACCCGUCUUUAGCUAUGAUUGGUCGAAUACCAGAAGCACUGAACAAUAUAUUUAAGACAUUCUCCGAGAUUCACAAACCAAAGAGCACAGGGGAGAUAAUCUCAAUGGAGAAGCGAUUGCUUGAAGUGGCACAAAAGGAAUGGGACUCGCUUGAACCGACCGGAAAUAACUUUUCUGUGCAAACACAAAAAGACCUGUUUUCCGAGGUGUUUAUCGAAGAUCCGCAAUUCGUUUGCGAAGUUGGACAAUCYCUGAUUAAUGCUGAGGAGAACAAGAAAGGUGGACGAAAAUCCCUCAAAGAAAAGAGACAGAUAUUGUUGAAUAUCUGGUCUAAAUUAUUAGAGGUGAUCACUCUGCGACACAGACUUAUCCUAUCCGCUCAGGAAACCGAAGUGGUAACAAAGAUAUACCGUGGUCGAGCUAAGGAAAUCGGGUUCGAUGAAUACCACGCCUUCUUGCGAAUUGUCUCGUUCGAUUUUGCGCAGUCGAAGCCCGAAGUGGAUACCGAAUCAGUAUUGAUUACACUCGUUCAGGAAGACGAUAGCAGAAUUGACAGAUACACACCUGCUUACCUACCGCUUGCUAUACAAGAACUGGACGAGAAACAUGUUGGGAACUUUAGCUUUAGGACAAGAGAAGGCCUAAUGCAAAUAAUGAAUGGAACAAGCGUGGAGAAGCUGCAGACUGUCCUAAUGACCCAGGUCACCCACAAGAAUCUCAUCAUUUCCAGCCUUUUACAACUCGAGGGAUGUGAAAAAGUAAUCACGAUUGCAAAGGCGAAGGCGGCAGAAACCGAAAAGAGUGAGGGUCUAUCACCUGUUUCGUCACGUGAUCAUUCCUUGACGAGCCGUCGUAAYUCAGUAGAAGAAAGCCAGUCUCUGAGUGCGUUUUCCUCCAAGAGACGGGAUCGAGAGUUUGAAAGAAAACUUCAAGAGGUGUUUGUAUCAGUGCAACUAGAAAAGACGGCACUUCGAGACAAGAUGUUAAACGAGUACAUUCGCAAGAAAGAACAGCUGGGAGUCAUGUUGAAGAAUAUCGAUGAAGUGGUCAAAYUGAAGAGGAAACUGAUAACAAAUUUCUGUAGCAACCUCAACAAAAGAGCUGCGCAGUUUUCUUACCAAGCACAGAUUAUAGCGUACACUAUUACUCUACACGAUUUGCUGAGCGACUUCCCGACUACCAGGGAUGCACAUUUUGUUUUCGGAGAAGAAGAUGAAAAGAAAAACGACGAAGAAGACGAAGUAACGACUGAUCCUAUGACAUUAAAGCAACGCCCAAGAAAACUUUUGUCCGCUGAUGGCAAAAAGCUGCUUAACUUGUGGUUUAUACCCCAUUACACCGAGAUACUCAAGAUGUUCGGAAAAAUGAAGAUUGAGCAAAGAAACGUGUGUUUGAGAGUGAUUUUGCAAAUUGUGUCUUCGCUUCACGACAUCUGUCAGUAUCUUUGUGCUCAUGCUCGACUGGGUAGCUCCACUGCCCGGUUAGGAACGCAGAAGCUUGAAUUUUCUGGAGUGACCGCUGACUGGGGUGGCACUGAGGGCAUUGGCGCUGAACUAAGGGAAAUUCAAAAACAAAUCAAUCAUUUAGAAUCCCCAACUGAUCCUCAGGAAGUAGCGGAGUUCCUCACUCGAAGACGUGACAAUCUUUACCUUGAGGUGGACAUUUCCAUCAGUCAUUCAGUCCGAGAUACUUUCCUUUCCACAGGGAAUGAAUCCGCAUACAGGAGAAUCACAGACAACAUGCAUUUUGCACUGCAAAAUCUGAGCAACCUUCCGAGAGCGAAUAUGUACAACACGAACUUCUCUGUUCCUGAGCCACUGGAUUUUAAGACGCCUUUAGGAAGAGAACUSUACCCUUGGAGGUCAUUCAUGGAAAAGUACGGGCCCUUUCCAAUGACGUACUGGCAAUGGCACSAGAUUGGAAAUARCAUGCAACUAUGUUUAGCUGGACUCCGAGAAGUGGACAGGCACGUCGUGAAUGGAGAAAUCCUAGGCGUCUCUCUYCUCCUCGAAGACGUCCUACAAAAUGGUCUUCCCGAGAUGUUCUUCUCUAGACAAGACGAAGACACGACGAGUGUCGGAUCACCGGCGCAACGCUCUCGGCCCAACACGAGUACCUCUCGAAGACCACCCAGYCGUCGACACAGCGAUAYGGGRGAAGGAAGCACUGAGUCGGGAGGGCAAAGCGAUAGUGGCAGACACUUCGAUAUCCCAAAGGGACCGUUAUCAAUGAGCAAGAAUCCAAAGGCUGCUGUCAAGCUUAUUAAUAUGUUUUUAUUGGUGUGUUCGAGGCUGGAAAUGCURAAAACUGACUGGGGAUGCAGGAAAAUGGGCACCAAUGAGAUAGCGACUACGAAACACUUCAGGAGAUUCUGUAAAAUGUACAAGAUUGAGGUCCUACAACCAGUUUACCAACAAGUGGCGAUGAAGCUGGGCUUGGGUCAAGAAUAUGCUGCACUGGGUGCUCUCACCAGUGACGAUGAACCGCUGACCUCACCACCGGGYUCAACAGAAAUGGAACUCAAAAUCAAACAGCUUGUAAGACUACUAGAAAACUUAGAAUGUACGAUGAUCUCUGACGUCAUGAGGCGGAUAUCGCGUGAGCACACUCUUGUGGUGUCUGAGAGAGGCCGUGAUGAUGCGACGCUUCCCACUGACCUAUGGAAAAAACCGGUCAUGAAGGAAAACUCCACUAUCCCCAAACCACAUUUAGUAGAAGAUUUUGUACUAGACUUGAUGGCUGGUCACAUGGAAGAUGGAGAGACCUUGGAAUUCACUCGAGAACAUUUGAAUAAAUGCUUAGUUAGACUAGCAGCAGAAACGAACAUGAGAGAAAGAAUUUGCUUCGAAAGUUAUGCUAUGUAUUAUGAGAACCUCCUACGACACCAGCACCAGCUGUUGUACAUGAAAGAGCAAGAAAUAAGACAGAUUAAAGACCAACUAGAGGAGAGUUCCGCUGCCACUAUUGUAGAUGUCCAUUGUCAAUUAGCCGAUAGAAGCCAUGAACAAUUAUUAGAAAUCACUGCUUURCGAGCUAAAAUUAUGGAGAUGAGAGAGACACUUAUGAACCAGGAAAAGCAGAUCCGUGAAAGACUUAAGAAGGACUUUACUAAACUGGUACAAGAAUUGUUCAGCAACUGUUUUGACAUGAAAAACAAGUUUGAGGAAUUCAGGCUUUUCCUGCAUGAUGACGUCCAUGAAAKUCUAAAUGAAGUUCGUAGACAUGCACUGGAAGACAUGAGGGAGAAAUCUGGGGCAAUGAAAGCUGUAGGAGAUGAUCAAGUGAUCAAGAAGUGCGAACAGAUCCGUGUAUAUCAGGAAGACAACACUAAUCUCGGUCAAWUGUUCUUGAAAAUGAAAACGAUGAAUAACUGGAAGAAGACACGAUUGUUCAUGCGUUACCAUGACUCUGUGGAGAGUCUUCGUGAAGAAGCCGAUCGUGCCAAAAAAGAAUGCCUUGAGGUGAAAAAGAUGGCCGAAGAAAAAGCACAGUUAAUGAAACAAGAACAAGCAGCACUGAGAAAGGCCUUAUCUGAACUUGAAAAAGAAUGUCAGAAACUACGGCGAAAGCUACAGUUUGAGCAAAAGUCCAAGAUGCAGAAGAUGCAUGCACAGAUGCAGGAACAACAAAGCAUGCGUCAACUCGAGCUGGCCAAGUCUACGAACAUUGAUAAACUGAUUUUUGAUCUCGAAGAAAAAGAGAGACGUCUACGCAUGCUUACAGAAAAUCUUGACCGUGAUCAAAGAAGAAACAUGUUUCAACAAGAGCAGUCGAAGAAGACUUUAAAGCAGAUGCUGAUGCAGCUUGAACAUGAACGAAACCUCAAACUCGACGCCUUUGAGAGAGUCGAGGAACUCCAGAGAACGAUUUAUGGGUACGAACAACAUCUCGGUGGAAUGUUAUCACGACCCACUUCCGGUAUGAGCUCCUUGGAAAAGCGUCCAUUCACUUCCUGGCUGCCUGUUGCUGAGGUGGCACCAGUCCCUCAGCGGUCAUCAUCUGUGAUGGGUCCCAAGCCUUCACCCCUUGGCAAGCCCCCUGGGGGAGRGGUGUGGCCACCUCCUGUUAGCUUCCCUUCUCGUCAGGUUACUUCGCCUGAUCUUGUUACAAAUGGUUCCUCGUCGCCGCAACAGAAAAUCCAACGACCCAAAACGCAACGUGGCCGUCUGCGUGAAAAGAUUGCUGACACUUUACUGAGUGAUUUAGAACCGGAUUUCGACUUAGAUCCUCGAAGGGCACCACCCAUAUAACGACUCAAAAUAUUCUGCCUCGCUAAUAGGGGACMACAGCACGACCUUACAUAAACAUGUCAUAGAGCGGAACGUACGGUUCUGACUUUCAGUACGUACACGGCACGAUAUGCCUUAACAUUGAAAUGGCUUCCCAUAAGAAUGGUUAUCGUUCGAGUGGGAAACAUACGGUACUGACUUACAGCACGUACACGGUACGACAUGCCGGAACACUGAAACGCUUUCCAUAUAUUCAUCCAUUCACAGUAAGAUAUGGUACGGCUACAGUACGACAAGGAAUGUGCCUUAUCGUUUCCCACAUAUCAAAACCGCUCUAUAUCCACUUUAAUUUCUACCAUAAGCUGUAUGUCUGAUGUACAGCAACAUAUGAAGUCUUUCAUAUCCUAAUAUAUUCUAAAUUCCAUUGCUAAAUAUAAUAAGUGCUUUUUGUGCAGAUAUCAGCCUUGCAAUGCAACAAGGUGUGAAAUUUGUAUUUUGAAUUCUCGACGAAAACCUGUCUAUAUAAUGCAUUCGAUUAAAUAUAUUCCCUUAAAUAAAUAUACUUAAAAUAAUUUACCAAAUUAUAUUGCAUACUUUGUAAAUACACUUAUUUUUGCACUU
Molecule: messenger RNA, 5346 nt
Organism: Actinia tenebrosa (Australian red waratah sea anemone)
Lineage: Eukaryota; Metazoa; Cnidaria; Anthozoa; Actiniaria; Actiniidae
Source: RefSeq, a predicted model, not a curated record